Molecule: messenger RNA, 1026 nt
Organism: Serendipita indica DSM 11827
Lineage: Eukaryota; Fungi; Basidiomycota; Agaricomycetes; Sebacinales; Serendipitaceae
Source: the annotation of a GenBank genome assembly
AUGCGAUAUCUACUUCCAUUCCUUUACAUUGCUCCUUUUGCACGCGCGCAUAUUGUAGCAUGGGUAAAGGGGAUGUACUGCGUCAAUGGUACAACCGGAACAGAAAAUCAAAACACAUAUGAUCCAGUUGUUCCGCUGUACAAUCUGACCAAGAGCGACUGGUGGAUGCACCACAGUAACAAGUGCGAUCAAUUUCCUCCCGCCCCUGGUGACUUUCUCGACAUCCCCAGUGGGGGAAAUUUCACGGUGGAACUUGCCGGUAACCGAGCGUUUACAACUCUGAGUUAUGGUGGCAGGCUCGUAACCGCUUGGGGUGACGGCAAGAAUCAUCCUGAUACGUACUCCAUCACGAAUUUGGGUGAUGAACCUGGCCCUUCUGGUUCUGGUUGUCUCCCGAGUCCCAAUCUACACGCCCAAAAUGAGACCAUGGCGGCAGGAACGGCAUUUGCUAUAUCUUAUCAGAGCGAACUUGCAAGGGUCACAUUGGAGAAUCUGGUGGUAUUCACCGUCCUUUACCACACACCGUUCAAGCGCCUGGCAACGUACAGUGUUCCGGCAGGUAUGCCAAGCUGUCCUCCUGAAGGUUGCAUAUGCACAUGGCUUUGGGUACCUGAUCAUUGUGGCGAGCCGAACAUUUACAUGCACCCGUAUCGCUGCAAGGUCUCAGGCCGGACUGGAACCCGAAAGCUUGCUACCGCAAAGCCUCCUGUUUGGUGCGAGGAUGAUCAGACGAAGUGCGUGAAGGGUGCAAAACAAAUGGUCGCUUGGAACCAGCUCGAUGGAAAUAAUGUCAUCCUGACGGGGAAGCAGAGGGAUGGCCUGUCGAAGUCUCCUGGAUACAACAUGAAGAUGGGAUUCUCCAAUGGUGCACAGACGGAUAUCUUUGAGCCCGUGGUCACCACUACCCCAAGUUCGACAGUAACGACAACGGCAACAUCAAAGAUAGUCAAGACAGGAGUUGCCUGUGUCUCAAUGACCCCGGUUACGCUGGCCAAAAGACAUAACAAUCGACUUCUUGGUCACUGA